Vitis riparia (riverbank grape) is the source of this 1344-nucleotide messenger RNA. RefSeq lists its product as uncharacterized. The transcript has 5 exons. Gene Ontology annotation, molecular function: zinc ion binding. Lineage: Eukaryota; Viridiplantae; Streptophyta; Magnoliopsida; Vitales; Vitaceae. Bases 338 to 1093 code for a protein of 251 amino acids. The record is from RefSeq and is a predicted model, not a curated record.
AAUUAACAAUAAACAAAGGAAAGUUUUUGAUUUUUGGAUUCUGAUUUCAGGGGUGUUUGAAUUUUUCCUUGGUUUUGAAAAUUUUCCUUUUUAUUUUCUCAGACUUUCCUUACAUCAGUACACACACCACGCCACCUCUUUAAAUGAGGCCAGCCCCUCUCUCUCCCACUCCUCUCUUUCAUUGGUAACAGUAACACUACUAGCAGUUGCAGAAGCGCCGUUUCACUCUCUCUCUCUUUGUGGAUGGCUGCUCCUCUCUUGUCUUUAUAGAGCUGUGACCAUUUUCUCUCGCUGUCUCCCUCUUUCUCAUCAGAAUUCAAAGCUGGAAAAACCAAGGAUGAUGGUUUCUUCAAAUCUUCUUCCUAGAUGGCUUGAGGCUCUUCUCAGGGAGAAGUUCUUCAACGCUUGUGUAAUUCACGAGUACGCAAAGAAGAAUGAAAAGAACAUCUUUUGCUUGGACUGUUGCACCAGUAUUUGCCCUCACUGCUUGUCCCCUCACCGCUCUCACCGACUUUUGCAGAUUAGAAGGUAUGUUUACCACGAUGUUAUAAGAUUGGAUGAUGCUGAGAAAUUGAUGGACUGUGCUUCAGUUCAAGCUUACACCACGAAUAGUGCAAAAGUGGUGUUUUUAAAUCAAAGGCCACAGACAAGGCAAUUCAGAGGCUCCGGGAACAUCUGCAGCACCUGUGACAGGAGUCUUCAAGACCCAUAUCACUUCUGCUCCCUCUCCUGCAAGAUUGACUAUCUCCUGAGAACAGAAGGCAAGCUGUCCAAGUACCUCUUCGAGUGCGAGUACCUCACGUUGCCCGAACCGGGUUGUGAGCUCGAGGACGGUUCACUCACGCCUGACUCGGUACUCGAACCGCCAGGCUCGAUGAGGACGUCGUCGAGUUCGAGCGCCGGCGAGGGUGCCGGAGGAGUCGGAUGCCGGACUCUGGCUUGCACUGCGACCACUGAGUUCGUGAGGAAGAAGCGGAGUAGCGUAUCGGUGUACCGGACAGCCUGCCGGCCGAUAUGCUCCCCGGUUUCGGAGAUUUCGGCCGGCAUGAUGAACCGGCGAAAGGGCACUCCACAGCGGUCGCCGCUGUACUGAAUUAGUGCGUACGGACUACGGACUGAUGGUGGCGGUGGGGGAGGUUUUGAGGGGCAUGUUCGGUAUUUCACGUUUUUAUUCAGGUUUCCUAGGAUUUGAAGAAAAAAGUCUCCCAAUUUUGUAGAAAAAUCUCUCUCAUCUCCCUUUCAAAUUCAAAUCGGUCAUUUGUUUCUUUUCUCCUUUGUAAGAGUAACAGUGACAAGAUGACCAUCUUUCAUUAAUAUAUUUUCCUUUUUUGGUGUUAAUUUUAA